Molecule: messenger RNA, 2959 nt
Organism: Phoenix dactylifera (date palm)
Lineage: Eukaryota; Viridiplantae; Streptophyta; Magnoliopsida; Arecales; Arecaceae
Product: transmembrane protein, putative (DUF1218)
Source: RefSeq, a predicted model, not a curated record
UCUAUCCAAUGGAGUGGCUAGAGGGAGAGGAUCCAGUGCUGGUCGUGGGGCUGGAAUUGGGAAGCUCUUGAGCUUGGCAAGAACAUGAUAGCCUGGCGAAUGCCAUAAUUUUCGACAGUGGUGUGGCAGUCGUGGUCGAAGAGGAUGCCGUCGGAGCAAAGCAUAGCGUAGGGAAUGUUGAUGUCGGCCCAGGCGGAGUGGAAGCCGGUGACCGACGUCGACCUUGAUGAGAUCCGCAUAGACACCUCAAUCGUAGAGGGUGGAGAUGAUGUAGCUGGUAGAGAAAGGGACAGGGAUGAUGCGAACAGCAUCAUCGACAGCGACGACGACAAGCAUGAACUGGGGGAGGAAGAGGGAAUCAACAUGGAAGGGCGAGGGACAUUGGCGGGGGAAGCAGCAGCAGAAGCCGAGCUAGCCACAUAGGCAACACUGUGCAUGAACUGGGGGAGGAGGACGUCAGUGUGGAGGGGCAAGGGGACGUAGUGAGGGAAGCGGCGGCGGAAGCCUGACCAACCAACCAACCACGGAAGUCAUUAAGGCAGAUGAUGAGGGAGGGGAGGGAGAAGUUGCAGGAGAGUGGGAGGAGGAGAGGAAGACAAGGGUGUAGCCGAGAGAGAGGAGAAGACGAGAGGAGUAGUUCGGCCUCUUUUUCUUAAUCAAAACUAGGCUCAAGUUAACAACAACAACAAAAAAGAAAAAUCAGAACCAGCUAGGCCGUGAAGCAUGGACUUAGAGCAAAAUUAGCUCAAGUUACCAAAAAAAAUCAAAAUCGGAAUUAGGCUGCUGGGCUCAGAACUAAUAUGUUGUAUAUACGUUAUACAAAUAGCCUCGAGUUCGGUCUAUUUAAUGGGCAGGCUCAAUUUUCAAAUUUGGUCCAGCUUGUCGAGCUUAAAAAUCAAGUACAGACAUAUUUGAAACACUACAAGUUUGAGCAAGCGAGAUCUAUUAGUUACCACUAAGAGCAUAACCGAGCCAAACCGAGUCGAGCAGCUAGAAGCUCGAGCUCAACUAAAAUCAAAAUUUACGUGCUCCAAACUUGACUCGAGGUUGAUCAAGUCCUAAUAUCUAAGUUCGAACUCAAUUUGACCAAAAAAAUAAAUAACAUUUGAGAUUAACUUGACUCGACUCGAACAUCAACCAAGCCAUACUCAGGCUCGAAUAUGAACCGUGGUCAUAUUCAAAAAAAUAUGAUUAAAAGUUAAAAAUUAGAUCAAAUUAGAAAAAUAUAAAUAUUAUAUUUCAAAUUAUUAAAUUAAGACUAGAUUUGUAAGAUUUUGAGCCAGAUAUUUUGCUAGUCAACUUGAAUACGGUAAUAGUCGAAUCAAGUCAAAUGGUUGCACCCCUAGUCACCUUUGUUGGAACUCUUUUUGUUUUUUGUUUUUUUUGUCUCUUCAAGUUGUUCUUUCCUUGGAUGCCACUUCGCUCCAUGCUUCGUCAGACCGCAGCAGAUUUCUCUACAUAAAUAAAUAGAGCACCAUCGUUGCGUCGUUCCAGAGUCACCUCAAUUUAAAGUUUAAACCAAUAAAAAAAUCACGAAAACGAGGUGGGAAAGGGUGGGAUAAGAAGAAAGAAGGUUCGGCCUAACUCCUAAGCCAGGUUCUCCAGCGCUUCAUUCCUGCCCAUUCCCCAUUCAAGAGCUUAUAUUAUUUUCACAGGCGUCAAGCUUUUUGUGUUAGGAGAACCUGCUUGCAAGGCCUGCACUAAGAUGUGCAACAAAAGCACGGGAAUCCCUCCCACAGCACGCAAGACCGCCGCCUCUGCUGCAAGCAAUGCCGCUCGUGGAUUCCUCCCUUCUUACCACAUCCCAGGCCUUCUCUCUGCAAUGCAACCUCGGUUCCCAUCGAGUCCUAUAUUUCUGGUGCCGGUUCACUUCCAGCCACAUCCCAGAGAUCAUCCACCAUGGCCAUCACGCAUGAUGAUUUGUCCCUCAGGGCCCACCGGAGCACCGAUGUCAGGAGCAAGCUAGCUCCCUCCCUCGCGGCUCUAUCCGUGGCCUGUGGCCUCUUCAGCUUUGUUUUAUGUCUCGCCGCUGAGGGCUCCAGGACUGAGGCCACUUGGUAUAUCAUGAGCAACCAGGGUAAUGGCAGUAAGACAUACCAGUGCGUCUACGACGGGAGCGGCCGGAGACCGCUGGUGCUCGCUGUGAGUGCAUUCCUGUUGCUUGCGGUGGCCAUGUUCGCAGAGCAUGCCUAUAUGUUGGUGGCAGUAACGAGCCCUAAACCGCCGGGAUCACUAGUAGCCUGGACGCCAGAGGAUCCAAGCUUGGCAUCAUCCGCCAGAAAUCUUGCAUGGCAGACCUGUUUUAUUUUUCUCGCAACCUGGAUCUGUUUUACCAUCGCUGAGGUGCUUCUGAUGAUUGGCAUGGCCGUGGAAUCAAGCCAUAUAAGCCAAUGGACAAAACCAAGGCCUGACUGCCAUGUAAUUCGGCCAGGGUUAUUUGCAGCAGCAGGAAUCCUUGGAUUGAUAACGGUGUUCCUUGGAAUCGCCCUGUAUCUAACGGCGUUCAGGACUCAAACGUUGCACCAGGUAGCGGAAGGCAUGCAAAGAGGAGCACCAAACACAGCUCACCAGCAUCGCGUACCCCCUAGUGCGCCAGGAGAGCCAGGUGCCACGGCGGCGCAUCAAAGCCAGGCCCCGCAGGAGAAUCCCUCACUCAAUAAGACCUCGACUUCAGCAUAACUUCAAAUGGAUUUUGGGUAUAACAUAACUAUGUGCCUUACAAUGGUUUCACUGUAUCUGAAUUCAGUAGAUUUCUUUAUUCCGCUACUUCAUAAGCUGGGAGCCCUCAAACCAGAAACCUGAGAACGCCUAGCAGAUUGACAGCAGGAUUUCUUGAAAAAUAUCACUGUCAACUACUGUUCCAUAAAAAUUUCCAAGUGGUUAGUUAUCAAACUAUCACAAUCUGAGAUAGCACUGGAGUUAGUUUACCAAACAAUAAAGUGACAACUUACAUACGGCA